Molecule: messenger RNA, 159 nt
Organism: Microbotryum saponariae
Lineage: Eukaryota; Fungi; Basidiomycota; Microbotryomycetes; Microbotryales; Microbotryaceae
Source: the annotation of a GenBank genome assembly
AUGUGGGAUGCUGAACGCACGUAUCAAGCUGGUCGAGCGAAUCGCCGAGAUCGAUUGAGAGUGCGAAUGAUCGUCACGGUCCAACGCAGAAGGGUGUGGAGAAGCCCGAGUCGUGGCUGUAUGAUCCAGCGUGUGCACCGUAGGAUCGAGUUCGAGUAA